AUGCGUAACAGUGGUUUAGUUUUAUUUGUGUGUGCCGGCCUGUUGCUGAGCGGCGGAGCAAUCCUGGGCGGAUCGGCGGGAUGGUCUGUGCUGCGGAUGUCGUACCACUUCUGGGCGUCGGAGCUGGGCGCGGAGCUGGGAGCAGGCGUGCAGUUCGUGGCCGGCGCCAUGCUGUGCCUGCCCGCCUGCUGGCUCGCGACUCUCGUGCCGCACCACCCGCGCGCGCUGUCGCUGCUCGCUACUCUGAUGUUCCUGACGGCGACGGCGAUGCUGAUGCUGUCGAGUGGACAGGGCUCGCUGGCAGCGCUGUCGCGUGUCUACCACGAGCCGGCGCUGUUGAACGCCAGCAUGCACCGCGCCAUAGCGCGCGCGCAGUACGAGCCCGCCGUGCGCAACGCCUUCGCUUCCAUGCAGCUUGAAUUACGGUGCUGUGGCGUGCAGUCCGCCAGCGACUGGUACAAGUACCGGCGCACGCUGCCGGCUGCCUGCUGCAACCGCUGGGGCCAGGGGAAACGGGAUACGUGCGAUACUCCUGUGCACACGACAGGAUGUCUGUGGCCGGCUGUGAUCGAGCUGCGGUACUUCACCAACUCCAUGUCCGUGCUCUCUGCCGUCAUGAUCAUCAUCCUGGCUGUGACCCUAUUCGCGACGGCCUACUCACUAGUAUCAGGCGUGAUCGAGCGCGGCGAGCUGCGAGCCCUGAAGACGGCGACAGCGCUCCGCGUGGCUUGUCUCCACGCGGGGGGCGGCGCCCCGGCUCCCGCGCUGCUGUCCCUGGUACAGGCACCCCCCGCGCGUCCCCUGCCUCACCCUCACCCCACUUCCUAG
Molecule: messenger RNA, 828 nt
Organism: Pectinophora gossypiella (pink bollworm)
Lineage: Eukaryota; Metazoa; Arthropoda; Insecta; Lepidoptera; Gelechiidae
Product: tetraspanin-9-like
Exons: 6
Coding region: 1-828 (275 amino acids)
Cellular component (GO): membrane
Source: RefSeq, a predicted model, not a curated record